Messenger RNA from Peromyscus californicus insignis, 9328 nucleotides. RefSeq names its product protocadherin beta-11-like. Gene Ontology annotation, biological process: homophilic cell-cell adhesion. The transcript has a single exon. Gene Ontology annotation, cellular component: plasma membrane. Lineage: Eukaryota; Metazoa; Chordata; Mammalia; Rodentia; Cricetidae. Gene Ontology annotation, molecular function: calcium ion binding. The record is from RefSeq and is a predicted model, not a curated record. The coding region runs from base 3243 to 5651 and encodes 802 amino acids.
CAAAAGGAUUUACAGUUCUUAUUUCCCACUUUAGGCACACACACAAAAGCUGUACAUUUCCCUUCUAGUUUCCUGGUAGAUGUGUCAGAAAAUAUUGUCAUUUUUAUUUUUUGUGGGUUUCUAGGGAUCAAACCCAAGGCCUCCUAGAUGAGUGCCAUCCCUGAAAUGAAACUAAUAUUAAUGUCCACCUACCUAUGUACUAUCUUAGUAUAGUACAGUAUGACGACAUUUCUUUUUUGGAAGAUAUCUCACCCAGAGUGAUAGCUGCUGUUUUAGAUCUGGCUAAAGUUCUAUUUUGUGCUAGGAUUUUUCUGCCCCUCUCUUUCCACACUAACUGAGCAAGCAAAGCAGUGGGUUACCAUGAGCUGUACCUUCCAUUCUUUCUACUGAUUUUUCACAUCAUAGUCCUCUUGAAUAUUAAUAUUUUGCCUUCAAAUAUUCAAAUAUCAGAUACAAAUUAAUUGUGUUUGUUUCCUAGAGAUCUUUUAUUCAUACCUCUUCUUCGUUUAGACUGUUUACCCUAUGGCUGUCAUGCUUUUAAUACUUUCCCCACACUGCCCACCUUUUAUAGAAUCCAAUAUCAUUUCUGCAUUUACUUUCUUACUUGGUCAGAACCCAAUUUCAUUAAAAUAGAUGCAGAGGUAGUUUUUAAUAAACAACUUUUGAUACUUUACAUAAGUAAAGCAAUCUUUUUGUUUGAUAGUUUGACUGGGUAUAAAAGUAUAAUUUGAAAUUUUCUCUUUCAUACUUAAAAAGGUGCUUUUCUUUUUCUUAAUUGUGUAGACUCACCUUUCACAAUGACAAUUCUAUUCUAAACUGUAUCCCAUUUUCUGCAAUAUUUUCCCAUUCAUUCUGGAAGCACUGGAAAACUUAACCCCAAUAGUCUGAAGAUACCAUAGCAGGGACUAUUUCUUUGUUAACCUUUUCACAAGGAUAUACCCUGUCAAUGUUCAGACUAUCAAUUCAGAGAAAAUUUUCAUUUUAUUUUGCCAUAAUUUCUCUUCAGUAUUUUCUAAAAAAUUUGAUUAACUAUUUGACCAACUGGACUGAUUCUAUUAAGAUCCUAAGCAUGUUUCCUUUUGUAGUUCCUAUUUGCCUCUGGUUCUACUUUCUUACACUGCUCAUUUAAGUAUUCAAUCUUUAUAUAUAAGCUUUCCUUUUUGGUAGAAAGUUUGUAAAUGUAAUAUGUUUUCUUAUCUGUAAUUUUCCAUCUUAGUAUAUAUUACAAAGAUAUACUUGUCCAGCAUUGUUAGUGUUAUAUAGCCAUUUUAAAAAUUAAGAGUGAUUCAGGGAAGUUGAAGAAAUUUACCAAAAGUAUAUAGUUUGUAUGGGACAUUUAAGUCCCCUAUCUAUUCUAUUUUCUUUGCUUAACUUUUGAAGCAGGGUUUCGACUGUAUAGUACAGGGUAGCCUCAAAUAUGCAAUCUUUCUGACUCUGCCUCUUAAGUAUUGGGACUACAGGUAUUAUAUAGGCAGACCCACACACAUCGGUAAGUGUAAUAAUUUAUUUGCACUUCCACACUUUCCAGGUUAGAAUUCUGGACUAUUUACUGUCUGAGAGUGUGUCCACCAUAGACCUUGUGUUCUACAGUCUGAGGGCAUUGCUUGAGAAGAGACUUGAAAUCUUAUUAUUCAGAACACUAAAGUUCUAUUUUCCUUUAGUUUAAUUUUAUACUUUUUGUUCAGCACUACUUACAUGUCAGACUAGACAAGGUUUGCUAAUCUCUCCACAUCAAGUAUCCGUUCUCUACCUUGAGUGACUUUUCUGUCUCUGUAGUCACCGAGAACAGAGAAUUUACCACUGUAAAUACAAAUAAUAAAUUGUCCAUCUCAUGAUUAACUUUAAUCUUCCAGUUUCUCUAAAUCUAAAAUGUUCUGAGAGACAAACAUGUUAAUUGCCCCAUCUCCAGUGAUGGAUUUUUAGCCAUUUCCUGGAACUUCAUAGUAAGUUUCUUCCAUCUGCUUUCUAUCAUCAAACAUCUGUGUACACUUUAAUUUUGUGAGUUCUCAGUAUUGUUACCUUCCUAUCAGCUUCCUGGGUAUUUUAAAGGCAGAAGGAUAACUACAUAUUACCAGCACAUCCAACUUUCAGUUUCUAUCUUUUGUGCUGGUUUCUUUUCUUUUUCAACCAUAUAUAGAACAUAAAUUUUUAAAAAUUCGAUUCAAACUGCAUUUUCAGCUCCAACUGUUUCAUGCACUCCUGGGUACUUUGGAAGCUUUCAGUAGUGAACAUAAUUGAUGAGCUUCUAGCAUCUGUUCCCAACAGUCUCCUCCUUCAGUAGCAAUCAUGAUCUUCAGUUAGGGAUACCCACCCCCCGCAAGCUUCAGAGAUGACACUAGUCGGGGUUAAACAAGCAAAGGGCAGAUCUUCAGGCUCUGUGACUAAAAGAUAACCCUAUGAUGCUAUAUUUGAGUAACUGUAUGUUACUUUGCUAGCCAGAACAUGGUAUUAAUUGGUUUCAUCAGAGGUUAAAUUUUUGCUCUCUUUAGGAAAGCAAACGUCUCUUUUUUUCUCCCCAAACUGAUGUGUAUUGUUGGCAGAAUAUUUUGGGAACCUGAGGGAGGUCAGCGUUAGGAGUAAGAGUGUACUUCACAUGAAAUAGCAUGCUUGUAUUUGUACACCACUUUCUGAAUUUUUGUCACUUGCAAGAAACUGGAACACAACUAUGAAUUAAUAUAAUAUGUUCCUUAAUGUAUACCAUCUCCUGGCCAAUCCAGUUUCAUAAUCCUAAGAGAACCUCUGAAACUUUCCAUGGACACUUUUUCUUUCCCUUUCUGCCUAAGCAAGGUCUAGUGGGAAGGGAUGUGUUAAACUUAACAAUGUUAUAUUCCUGAGAUACUUAACACGUGCUUUAAAACAAAUACUCACAUCAUCAUGAACUAUAGAGAACACUGAUGAAAAAAUAUGCUAGUAACCACAUAAACAACAAAUAUUUGUCUCUGAGGGACGUUCAAUGUAAGUGGAACUUAAGUAGCAUUCAUCAAACUGUGAAAAUCUGAGAAGACACAUGGUGGCGCUGCAGGACAAUGUUACAGGAAAAAAAAAAUCACAUUCAAUGCUGCGGACACACAGCCCAAGAGAGCACGGAAAACUAGGAAGAAAUAGCAAGUCGUGAAGGUGCUACCUAGAAACCUUUUAUCCUUUGGAUUCUGGGGAUUCUGUGAACAAAUCAAGGGACAUAUUUUACCGAACUGCAUGGUGAGGCAGAAGUGAUUCUUUCAGAAGCCUGCCGGAAAGGAGCUAUGGAGAACCGAGGGGGAAACUAUCCGCAGACAAGGCAAGUCCUGCUUCUCUUUGUUUUGCUGGGAAUGUCUCAAACGCACGCUGAGCCUGGGAGACUUUCGGUGGUGGAGGAGACGCUGAGUGGGGCCUUGGUAGGCAAUUUGGUAAAGGAUCUGGGGCUCGAGUUGGUUGAGCUAUCUUCACGGGGGGCUCAAGUGGUCUCCAAGGAUAACAAACUGCCUUUGCUUUUGAACAUAAAUACAGGAGAUUUGCUCCUAAGCGAACCGUUAGACAGGGAGGAGCUGUGUGGCUCUGCCGAGCCCUGCGUGAUGCACUUCCAGGUGUUAAUGAAAAACCCCUUACAGAUUUUGCAAGUUGAGCUUCAGGUCAGGGAUAUAAAUGACAACUCCCCCAUAUUCUUGGAAAAGGAAAUGGUUCUAGAAAUCCCAGAGAAUAGCCCUGUUGGUUCUGUGUUCUUACUAGAAAGUGCGACGGAUUUAGAUGUAGGACCCAAUGCUGUGAAAAACUACAUCAUAAGCCAGAGCUCUUAUUUCCACAUUACAAUGAGAGUUAAUCCUGAUGGCAGGAAAUACCCAGAGUUAGUUUUGGACAAGGCACUGGACUACGAGGAGCAGCCACAGCUCAGUCUCAUCCUCACUGCUUUGGAUGGUGGGACUCCACCCAGGUCUGGGACUGCCUUGGUUCGGGUGGAAGUCAUAGAUAUUAAUGACAACUCCCCUGAGUUUGAGCACAUGUUCUAUGAAGUGAAGAUUCCGGAGAAUAGCAUCCUUGGCUCACUGGUUAUCACUGCAUCGGCUAGGGAUUUAGACUCAGGAAUUAAUGGUGAACUCUCUUAUGCCUUUAUCCAUGCAUCAGAGGAAAUUAGAAAAACAUUUUCAAUUAACAAAAACUCUGGAGAAAUACGUUUAAUAGGAUAUUUGGACUUUGAAACAACUGAAUCCUACUCAAUAAUCAUUAAAGCUACAGAUCGGGGAGGACUUUUUGGGAAAUCUACAGUAAGAAUUCAGGUGAUGGAUGUGAAUGACAAUUCUCCUGAAAUUGCUGUGUCAUCAUUUAUCAGUCCAAUCCCAGAAAACACCCCAGAGACUUUAGUUAUGAUUUUUAGUAUCCAAGACAAGGACUCAGGAGAGAACAGCAGGAUGAUCUGUUCUAUUCCAGAGGACCUCCCGUUUGUGCUAAAAUCUUCAAUUGAAAAUUACUACCACUUAGAAACUGAGGGAGCACUGGACAGAGAGAGCAGAGGUGAGUACAACAUCACCAUCACAGUCACCGACAUGGGCACACCCAGGCUCACAACUCAGCACACCAUAACAGUGCAGGUGUCCGAUGUCAAUGACAACUCCCCCGCCUUCACACAAACCUCCUACACCCUGUUUGUCCAGGAGAACAACAGCCCCGCCCUGCACAUAGGCACCAUCAGCGCCACAGACUCAGACUCAGGCUCCAAUGCCCAUAUCACCUACUCUCUGCUGCCCACCCACGACCCGCAGCUGGCUCUCUCCUCGCUCAUCUCCAUCAACGCCGACAAUGGGCAGCUGUUCGCACUCAGGGCGCUGGACUAUGAGGCCCUGCAGACCUUUGAGUUCCAGGUGGGCGCCACAGACCAAGGCUCUCCUGCGCUCAGCAGCCAGGCACUGGUGCGUGUGCUGGUGCUGGACGCCAACGACAAUGCGCCCUUCGUGCUCUACCCGCUGCAGAAUGCCUCUGCACUCUGCACAGAGCUGCUGCCCAGGGCGGCAGAGCCAGGCUACCUGGUCACCAAGGUGGUGGCAGUGGACCGCGACUCUGGACAGAACGCCUGGCUGUCCUUCCAGCUGCUCAAGGCCACAGAGCCCGGGCUGUUCAGCGUGUGGGCUCACAAUGGCGAGGUGCGCACCUCCAGGCUGCUGAGUGAGCGAGAUGCUCCCAAGCACAGGCUGCUGCUGUUGGUCAAGGACAAUGGAGAUCCUCCAAGGUCUGCCAGUGUCACUCUGCAUGUGCUGCUAGUGGAUGGCUUCUCUCAGCCCUACCUGCCUCUGCCAGAGGUGGCGCGCGACCCCGCGAAAGACAAUGAAGAUUUGCUCACACUGUACCUGGUCAUUGCCUUGGCUUCUGUGUCUUCCAUCUUCCUCUUGUCUGUGCUGCUGUUUGUGGGGGUGAGGCUGUGCAGGAGGGCCAGGGCGGCCUCUCUGGGUGGCUUCUCUGUGCCUGAGGGACACUUUCCUGGUCACCUGGUGGAUGUCAGCGGCACUGGGACCCUGUCCCAGAGCUACCAGUAUGAGGUGUGUCUGAUGGGAGGUACUGGCACAAAUGAUUUCAAAUUCCUGAAGCCAGUUUCCCCCAAUCUACCACCCCAGUUCCCUGGGAGAGAAUUGGUGGAAAGCCCUACCCUCCACAAUAGUUUUGGGUUACUUAGUGACCAUAACUGAUGCUAUAUUUUAUAUGUGUUUCAUUUCAUGGCUACCCCAAGGCAGUGUGCAUUUCUCCCAGUUUUCAUGAUCUUCAAAUCUGCUAGUAUUUACAUUUCCUUUUUUCCCUCCCACUUUUCAAUUUAUGUCAGCACUUGUAAUAAGAUGGUAAUUUAUUCUGUGGCCGGUUCUCUAGGAUGUCCUACCUUGUAAAGACUUUGCCUCCUUAAACAACAAAAAAUCACCCCCAUCUGUCUUCUCCAGUUGCACCUUCCCCUUCACUGUGCUUACGAUGAAAUAAACAGACCACUGCGGGAGUAGUUGAAAUGUCCAAGCAUAUCUUUCAUUGACGCUCUUUCUGUAGUUUUUCUUGUGGCUUAUUAUUGUCGAUGCUAUUUUCAAGUAAGUUUAUUUUAAAAACCUCCCUAGUUGAGAUAUUAUGUUUAAAUGUUUGUUACUGUUGACUGUAUUGAUAUGUUGGGAAAUCCAUACUGUGAUACAGCCAUUAGGCCCAUUGAAAAGGAGCCCGUAGUGGGUCUGGGAAUGGCUCAGUGAUAGGUCCGCAGAUAGAUAACAACAUGGAAUAAACAAAUGGGGACAGCGAUUAGCUUCUUAAUAACUUUAUGUUAUGUGCCCUGGAAGGUGGCGGGGGAGGCACAUGAAUACUGUGGCCAUAGGAGAAAGCAAACUUAUGAGAUAAUAUAUGAUUUUGUUUAUGUUCUCUUUGAAAAAAAUGAAUAUGCACUGAGUACUAAUUCACACAUAAAAUUAUACCAUGUGUGUUUAUGCAACAUUCAAACCAAACAGGAAGAAAUAUUUUGUGCUCAGUACUUAGUCUACUAUGAGCUUGAAAUUUCCUAUUUUAUUCCAUUGCCUAAACUUCCUGGUAUGGUCACAAGCCACCAAAUUGGUCCUGGACUCUACUGAAGAGCAGCAUCCAAAAGUUAGGUGACCACUUUUAGUUUGGAUGUAUGAAAGUGCCAUAUAUGUGUAACACCGAGAAGUUUCAAGAGAUCAUAAUUCAGGUUCUAAUUUUUUAAAAAAAAUUAACUUCAACUGCCACAGAGGGGAGUUUUAUCUUGUGUUGAGAAGGACCAGCCUAUAAUGGGUCUUGUCCUUAAUGGUCUGACAACACGACAGAGAAAAAUAAAAUGUUUGGAGAUGAAGUUUCCUAAAAAGUCUAAAGUCUGCAUGCAUAGACAAAGGAAAAUGCAAAUGAGAAAAUGAGUCGUCGUGGAGACAGAAAGAGGGUAAGCCAUGACAGUAAGAAGGGGGAGGGACUAGGUGAUGAUCCUUCCAGUCCCACAGGCUGGAGUCAGUGCCGGAAACUUCCUCUUGAAGAUAUUUAACACUGAUAUUAGUUAAUUAAUUUUAAUUAAAAUCCCUCCAAUAUCCAAGACAACCUAGUGUUCAUACUUUUUUUUUUUUUGGUUUUUUUGAGACAGGACUUCUCUGUGUAGCUUUGCAUCUUUCCUGGAACUCACUCUGUAGACCAAGCUGGCCUUGAACUCACAGAGAUCUGCCUGCCUCUGCCUCCUGAGUGCUGGAAUUAAAGGCAUGUGCCACCACCACCCAGCGUGUUCAUACAUUUUGAAAGCUAGAAUUUCAUUAUUGGCCCAUUGAACUAUGGAAUCUUUGCAGCCAGGCAAAAUGUAGAUACAGGCUGGUUAAAUUCAAGUUCCUACUUUGAGAAGUAGAAGUUGAAGCAGGCUCUCUCUUCUUUAAAUGAAACCUCCUUUCUAUAGAGAACAAAAUUCACAGAAUUACAGUAAAUCAAAACCAAGUAUUAAGAUUACCUCCUCUCAUUAUGUUACUGAGUGGGGACUAGAUUAGUGGAGGACCAAUUAAAACAUUAUAGCAUAUCAGACAAGAUAGACAGACUACAGAAGCAAACAACAACAAAAAAACCUGUAAAUGACCACUUCACAUGCACCAGAGCAGCUAUAAUGAAAAGGACAGACAAGAAAAUAAUGAGUGUUGACAGGAUGUAGAAAAAGUGGAAUACUGUUGCUAUAGAAAUAAAAAAAAAUGGUACAGUGCUUUGGAAAGUAGCUUGUCUGUUCUUCAAAAUAUUAAAUAUAUAUAUAUAAAUCUUCUGUUACUCAGAAUUUCAAUUCUUAUAUACCGAUCUAAAAGAAAUGGCAUACAUCUACACAAAACCAUUUAUGAACAAAUGUCCAUAUUAGUGUUGUACCUAACACUAAAAAAAUUAAACAACCCAAAUAUUCAUCAACUGAUAAAUAGAUAAACCAAAUAUGGUAUUUCCAUGUAAUGAAAUUAUUCUUAAUUUUUUUUUGAGACAGGGUUUCUCUGUGUUGUUUUGGUGCCUGUCCUGGAUCUUGCUUUGUAGACCAGGCCAGCCUCGAACUCACAGAGAUCCGCCUGGCUCUGCCUCCUGAGUGCUGGGAUUAAAGGCAUGCACCACUACCGCCCAGCAAUUCUUAAUGAGCAAUAAAAUGAGUGUAAUACAAUAUGCAGUUUUAGUUAUGGUUAUUACUGCUGUAAUGAAACACUAUGACAAAAAAAGCAGCAUAGGGAAGAAAGGGUUUAUCAGGCUUAUGCUUCCUCAUCAAUGUUUAUCACUGAAGGGAGUCAGGGCAGGAUCUCAAACAGGGUAGGAACCUGGAGGCAGGAGCUGACAUAGAGGCCGUGGGGUAGUGCUGCUUACUGGCUUGCUCUCCAAGGCUUGUUCAGCCUGCUUUCAUACAGAACCCAGGAUCAUCACCUCAGAAGUGGCCCUACCCACAAUGGGCUGGGCUCUCCCAUUUCAAUCACUAAUUAAGAAAAUUCUCUACAGGCUUGCCUACAGCCUGACCUUACAGAGGCAUUUUCUCAAUUAAAGCUCCCUCCUCUCUGGUGACUCCAGCCUGUGUCAAGUUGACAUAAACUCACCAGCACAUACACCAUGGGAAAUCUCAAAAAUAUGGUGCUAAGUUUGAUGUUCUUUGGCAACCUACUGGUUAGGGUUUGGUGCUCUCACAAAAAUAUUAUGCUGAAUAAAAAAAUGUCAUUUUAAAAAUCACAUAUUCUAUAAUUCUGUUUAUACAAAAUAAUCAAAACAUAUGGAGACAGAAAAUGUCUUGGUGGUUGUAUAAAGUUGGGAAAAUGUGUAGGAGUGGGGACUAGUUGGGUACAAUUUAUAUGGGGGACAAUGAAAACAUUUUAAGUUAGAAAUAAUGGUAAUAGUUGCACAAUUCUGAAAAUAUAGGAGUAACCAUUAAACUCUGUACUUCAAAUGGCAGGAUAUUAUGGUUUCUCUAUUUCAACAAAGAUGUCCAAAGUAAUGGACAAUGUCUCCAAAAGCCUAUGAUUCCAAGUAAGCUGGGUCUUCUCUUAUCGAUGAUGAUGGAAGUGUGAAGAGAAAUUCAAACCGCCAAGGUAGAAGAAUCCUACAGACACAACAGAAGGUCCGGGUACUUGUCUUGCUUCCAGCUUUUCCAGAUAUAUGAGCAUCAAGAUUUCUCUGUUUCUGGAAGAAAUUGUGUGUUUCCACACUCUAGUGGAGGGUAACCAAGCCGUCAGGAGCUCCCACGCUCACAUACAAGUAACCAACCAAUCUUCCAAAAUGCUUUGCUAAAAGCAAGGUUUUUCUCUAAGUCUUCAAAUAUAUUUGUUAUAGCUAAAUUUAAACACAGUACAUUCAAAUCAAGGUGUAUUGGAGAAUUUUGUAAUAAACAACUACUGUAAAUUAUAAGUAA